This is a messenger RNA of Arabidopsis lyrata subsp. lyrata, 1097 nucleotides long. Its product is annotated as UMP-CMP kinase 3. NCBI's taxonomy places the organism in Eukaryota, Viridiplantae, Streptophyta, Magnoliopsida, Brassicales, Brassicaceae. The coding region runs from base 173 to 775 and encodes 200 amino acids. The transcript has 9 exons. The record is from RefSeq and is a predicted model, not a curated record. Gene Ontology annotation, biological process: CDP biosynthetic process; 'de novo' pyrimidine nucleobase biosynthetic process; UDP biosynthetic process. Gene Ontology annotation, cellular component: nucleus; cytoplasm. Gene Ontology annotation, molecular function: ATP binding; UMP kinase activity.
GAAUGUACAAAUAUAUAAAUAUCUCUAUAUACACAUAUAUGUAUGUAUAGGUCUCUGUGCAUAUUUAUAUCGUCUCCUCUUCUUCUUCUUCGAUUCUCACUUUUCAUCGUCUGACCAAAUUCUCCGUGUUUCCUUCUCCUUCAGGUAAUAUUUUAACAAAUUGCUUAGUACCAUGGGAUCUGUUGAUGCUUCAAAUGGAAAGAAACCCACAGUUAUUUUUGUCCUUGGUGGACCAGGAAGUGGAAAAGGUACCCAGUGUGCCUAUAUUGUUGAACAUUUUGGUUACACACAUCUGAGUGCUGGAGAUCUUCUUAGAGCUGAGAUUAAAUCAGGUUCUGAAAACGGAACUAUGAUCCAGAAUAUGAUUAAAGAGGGGAAGAUUGUACCGUCCGAGGUGACAAUCAAGCUUUUACAGAAAGCUAUUCAGGAAAACGGGAAUGACAAAUUCCUUAUUGAUGGUUUCCCACGUAAUGAGGAAAACCGAGCAGCAUUUGAAAAAGUUACUGAGAUUGAACCGAAGUUUGUCUUGUUCUUCGAUUGUCCUGAGGAAGAGAUGGAGAAGCGCCUGUUGGGCCGAAACCAGGGGAGAGAGGAUGAUAAUAUUGAGACUAUAAGGAAGCGCUUUAAGGUGUUUCUUGAAUCUAGCUUACCAGUGAUUCAGUACUACGAAGCUAAGGGGAAAGUCAGGAAGAUUAAUGCCGCAAAGCCCAUUGAAGCUGUAUUCGAGGAGGUGAAGGCAAUUUUUUCUCCUGAAGCUGAGAAGGUUGAAGCCUAGGCUGCUGCAACGUAAAGAGAUACCGAAAACCCCGAUAAAUUGAUCAGGUAGAGCUGGGCGUUGCAUAUUUCUUACCAGGAAGUCUCUGCUUGGCCGUAUUUUUUUUUUACCUUCUUAUUAACCAUAUGAUAUAUUACUGUUAUUAUUAUACACCUUUUUACCUAUUAUAUAAUUUUUGUUUUGUUUCAAUUUUUUUUUUUUUUUUUUUUGUAUUUGAUGGGAUUUUGGUUGGGACUUUUGUCUGCCAAUCCGUGAUUGGCUUAUUGUAAUUUCUACAAUUAAAUUUUUAUAAUAUACUAGAUAAAAUAUUCGUGUUGUGAUU